This is a messenger RNA of Phytophthora sojae, 2499 nucleotides long. RefSeq lists its product as hypothetical. Bases 1 to 2499 code for a protein of 832 amino acids. The record is from RefSeq and is a predicted model, not a curated record. Gene Ontology annotation, biological process: exocytosis; intracellular protein transport; Golgi to plasma membrane transport. Gene Ontology annotation, cellular component: membrane; exocyst. The transcript has 15 exons. Lineage: Eukaryota; Oomycota; Peronosporomycetes; Peronosporales; Peronosporaceae.
AUGGAGACCGCCUCCAAGCCGGCGGCCAGCGCGCCGUCACGCGGGUGGCAGAGCAAGAACGAGUGGGUUGUUCUCGUGGAGAACAUCGCGCAGUCCCGCGCGCGGCUGGCGUCCGGCAUCCAGCUCGCGAUUGAGAAGCAGUGGGGCAACAACUUCGCCGCAAGUCUGCAGGAGUACGCGGCGGCAAAGGAGAAUGAGAUCCGCAACGUCUGCAGCUCCAACUACCAGGAGUUCGUAGACUCCAUCGAGGAAAUCGUCCGCAUGAAGGCGGACGUCUCCAAGUUGCAGAAUGAUAUUCAUCGAUUCCAGAGCGAGCUCGCUGGCGCCACAUCGGAAGUUUUGUCGAUCCACGACUCGCUGGCAACGUGCUACACCGUGCAGAAGCACAUCGACGAGUCCAUCGAGAAGUUGCAGCAAUGCCAGCGGAUUGUGGCAUUAGCAGCAGCUAUUGAAGCCUAUAUUCAGCAAGGCAAGCUGUUUCAUGCACUCAAAAUGCUGGAGGAGCUGCGAGUCGAGAUCGCAGCCUUCCGGGGUCGGCUGUUUCCGCAGCGCAUGAGCGACUGGAUGCACGUUGCCAUACGGACGAUCAAGGAUGAGGCAAAGCGAAGUGCAUCUGUGUGGCUGGAAGAUAUUCGAGCGGCGUCUUCGGCUAUCGGUGAAGCGGCAAUCCAUCGCUUGGAGAAUCAGAUAAGCGAGCAGUACUACGAGCAAGAUAUCCUCGAGAAGUGCGGCCAUGCGCCUCCUGGAGCUGUGCUGGGGAGAUCCCCCAGCAGCGGAAACGUUCCUAUCAGCCCCCGAGCAUCGCUGAGUCCAACAAGUUCUGGGAGGUCGCUAGUGGGCGAAGACACUUUCAAGUUACCCUCGAUCAGGCUGUCGCCAAUGCUGAGGAUCCUGCACGUGUUUCGCGUGAUGAGCCAAGUCCCUGAGCUUGCCGCGUUCUACAACGCGAAUCGCUUGCCGCAACUCCAGCUGACGUCGUUUCUAAGGGGUGCAGUGACAACGAUCACACCGGAAAAGUUCGUAGCCCAGCACGAAGAGCUUUUCAAGAAGUUCACGGGGGCAUUUUGUCUUGAGCAUUUGCUCUGGCGCUACUCUGAUGCAGCCUUGCUGUCCAAGAAGGAGAUCAAUGGGAUAUUCCAUCUUGUAGUGCAGAGUUUGUGCGGCAUUGUGUCCACCUCUGUACUGAGCAUCAACGUGCCGGCCACGAUUCUCGAUAUUAAGCUCAAGGCGAUCGUGUGCGCGCGAACGUUGAGUGAUGAAGUGCACGAGUAUAAUUCUACACUCAUGUUCGACACUUUCCGCCGCCUCGGGACCCAUUUUCGAGGUACGAUCAUGGCUGACACCAAGAGGUACCUUCGCGAGUUCAUGUCAAAGGAUACGUUCGAGCGUGUUAACGUUUCUUCCGAAAAGCUUCGGGCGACCCUCCAGUGCUGCGGGCUGGAAAAUGAAGAAGGCCGUAUGCUAAAGAAUGUGGAUCUGGGAGCGAAUCCGGUGGUGCUCCCGUUUACAGACGUCGUCGUGAAGAGCUGCACGUGCAUCGAUGCUUUGGUGCAGAUGAUGUUCGACUACGAACGGUACUUAAACAUCGAUGACUGGGGUGAAUGGGUCCGCAACGACACCAUUGAGGCUCUUGGAUUCCUCAACGAUACUGUCAACGAAGUCAUCGACCAGCACACGGACCUCCAAGUGUCGACGGCUGUUAUGAUGGGCACAAACGCGUCGUUUUUGGCUUGCGCGUGCGACCGAUUCGAAGAGCUUGUCAAGGUUCAAACUGAAGCGUGGGAAGCGCGGACGUAUGGUUACAGUGUCAGCAACACGCUUCGAGGAGCCAAUACGCAGCUGGUGAAGCCUUGCUCCAGUCGUCUGCUACUGAGCAAGGCUGCAGCGAAGAAGAAAUUCGACAGUACGACAACUAGAGCCCAAGACAUGGUUUGUGAGCUGAUGUUGAAGAAGAUUGAUGAGCUCCUUUCGAGCUUCUACUACCUUAACUGGACUCCGAGCGCUGUCCUAACGCAGCCAGACCCUUCCAUGUGGGACCUCAUCAACUACCUCAAAGUCACAUUCACGCAGUUGGAGCAGCUACCUCCAGCCGUCCAAGAAGCAGUGCACUUCGCCUCCUGUAGCUACCUGGCCAAGUCGCUGGAGCAGAUUUUGAGUGGCCCCACGGUGAAGAAGCUGAACAUGGAGGGCAUCGCCAACUUUAAGCGCAACCUGGACGUUCUGCUGGAUUUCAUCGAGUCGGUCCCAAUUGCUCAACUGAAGGACUGCUUUGUUCCAGUCACGCACCUGGUUGAUCUCUUCGUUUCGGGGGCGGUUGAAGCGUUUCUGGAUCCACAACAACGCGAGACGCGAGGCAAGUAUUCUCACUUGUCCGCCGACACGGUGUCGGCUGUGCUGGCAAAGAUGAAGGAUGGGAAGAGCUCGUCAAAGGCCUGGAGCGCUAAGUUCGUCCACGCUCCCAGGAAGAGCCUGUUCGGCGCCAAAAGUACCCGGAAGUAA